Messenger RNA from Pomacea canaliculata, 717 nucleotides. RefSeq names its product BICD family-like cargo adapter 2. The coding region runs from base 1 to 717 and encodes 238 amino acids. Gene Ontology annotation, molecular function: kinetochore binding. The record is from RefSeq and is a predicted model, not a curated record. Gene Ontology annotation, biological process: establishment of mitotic spindle orientation; mitotic metaphase chromosome alignment; protein localization to kinetochore. Gene Ontology annotation, cellular component: spindle pole; outer kinetochore. NCBI's taxonomy places the organism in Eukaryota, Metazoa, Mollusca, Gastropoda, Architaenioglossa, Ampullariidae. The transcript has 5 exons.
AUGGAGAAACCUCAGCAACUGCUGGAGCUUGAAAAUGCUCUCAGAAAGCAAGAGGCGGAAACAGUCAAAGCAGCAAUGCUUGGAAAGGCACUUUUAGAAGAGAAUAAUGAACUGCAACUUCGUAUUGAUGAGCUCAUUAAUCAGCAUGCUUUGGCUAUUGAGGAGAAGCAACAAUUAAUAAGUAGCCUCCAAGCCCGCUGUGAUAUUCAUACCAGUACAGAAACAUGGUACCACGAAGAAAUAAGCAAUCUUCGCUUACAGCUUCAGUCAGCAAAGCAAAACAUUUCAAACCAGCUUGAAGAGCAGAAGAAAGUAGAAAUAAACAGCUAUAGAAAACAGAUUGAGUCUUUGCAAUUGGACUUGGAACACUGCAAAGGUGUAGAGGAAGAACUACAUCAGCGAAUCAAGGAGUUGGAGAGUUUGCUCCAGUCACAUCUGGAUCGUACACAGAUGCAUUCCAUGUCAGCUUCUUUUGACUCAGACGAAAUGGCUGCUGCACAGCUUGAGCUUGAUACGCUGAGGAUGGAUUUGAUGGAACUUCAGACCAAAAAUAUUGAUCUGGCUGGUCAAGUAAAGCAACUACACCAGGAGCGAGAUACUUUGAAGAGCAGACUGUCUGCAUCAAAAGAGAGGUGGAUGAGUUGCAAUGCCAAAUCACCUGCUAUGUUAACCAUCUGGAGACUGGAGAUUCUGCUUUGUGCUCUAGCAGCACUUUAA